CCCUUCCAUGCUUUCACAUGACUUGAACAAAACAAAGUUUGAAUCUUUUCAUGGUGGAGAAGCAUUAGCAACCCUCACCUUCUUCUCUAACCCAUUGGGGAACCUGAAUCAAUCAAUUUUAGUUUCUCUUUCUUUAAUGGGUAGAAUCUUCCUGUGCUAGUGUUAAAGGUCACACUUUUUCAAGAACCCAGUUGCAGAUUUGUCCUUGUUUCAGUUGAAGAUGGGUAUUUGCAACCAGGAUGCAAUCAAGCAGUUGCAAUCCAUGAUGGAAAAUGAACAUGCAUCAGGGAUAUCCAACUGAAACACUAGCCAGAUUUCUCAAAGCAAGGGACUGGAAUGUUGCCAAAGCCCAUAAAAUGAUAAUCGAUUGUUUACAAUGGAGAGUUGAAAAUGAGAUUGACAAUGUUUUAUCAAAGCCAAUCCCCGUAGAUGUGUACAAAGCCGUGCGAGAUUCUCAACUCAUUGGAAUGUCUGGUUACUCAAAGGAGGGCCUUCCUGUCAUCGCUGUUGGUGUUGGGCUCAGCACAUUUGACAAAGCAUCCGACAAAUACUAUGUGCAAUCGCACAUCCAAAUGAACGAAUAUAGGGAUCGGGUGGUCUUGCCAACAGCUUCGAAGAAGCAAGGACGUUACAUUGGCACUUGUGUGAAAGUCUUGGAUAUGACUGGUUUGAAAAUUUCAGCGCUGAACCAACUGAGGCUUUUGACUGCUAUAUCUACAAUUGACGACUUGAACUACCCGGAAAAGACAGACACAUAUUAUAUUGUUAACGUGCCGUAUGUAUUCUCGGCGUGUUGGAAGGUUGUAAAGCCCCUUUUGCAAGAAAGAACGAGGAAGAAAGUUCAGGUGCUGCAAGGAUGUGGGAAGGAGGAAUUACUCAAGGUAAUGGACUAUCAGUCUCUCCCACACUUCUGCAGAAAAGAAGGUUCCGGAUCCUCGAAACACCGCGUAGCAGGAGACACUGAAAAUUGCUUCUCCUUCGACAGCAACUUCCACCAACAUCUCUACAACUUCAUCAAGCAGCAAGCCGUCGUCAUGCAAACCAUAUCACCAAUCAGACAGGGAUCCUUCUAUGUUGACUUACCCGAGCCAGACCCCGACGACGCCAAGAUUGCCAAGACCAUCGAAUCCGAGCUCCACAAGUUGGAAAUUCAGAAUGGUUCAAUGAAUGGUGUUGCGGUUAAUGGACACUAAAGACAUGGUUAGCCCGGUUCUGGUCUCUCCUUCAGCCUUGUGAGUCAGUUUCUUCAUAUGCUAUUAUUAUUACUUUAUGAUCCCUUUUAAGGGGUUAUACUAGAUGUAAUACUUGAAUAUUUGCAUCAAGUUAGCUUGAUGCAAAGUUCUUGAGAUAAAAUUUUUUUUAUCUAAUUUCUGUAACCCAAUUUGGGAUGAUGAGUAUAUGGUAUGGGAUCAUGUAGAAAAAGAAAAUCACACUUUUUUUUUCCUCCCGAGAUCAGUUCUUAUGAUCCUCAGUGUACACUAUUAUUUGAAAACAUACACCAGAUUUUAUUAUUUUUUGCC
Messenger RNA from Arachis ipaensis, 1520 nucleotides. The record is from RefSeq and is a predicted model, not a curated record. Lineage: Eukaryota; Viridiplantae; Streptophyta; Magnoliopsida; Fabales; Fabaceae.